Venustampulla echinocandica is the source of this 1311-nucleotide messenger RNA. Its product is annotated as Glycosyltransferase family 69 protein. The record is from RefSeq and is a predicted model, not a curated record. NCBI's taxonomy places the organism in Eukaryota, Fungi, Ascomycota, Leotiomycetes, Helotiales, Pleuroascaceae. The coding region runs from base 1 to 1311 and encodes 436 amino acids. The transcript has 2 exons.
AUGAAGACGAUGCUGGCCGGAUCAUGGCUACCUAGAAAGAGGCUAUCAGUGGCUGCUAUCGCAAUCGCAAUCAUCAUCGUCUUCACAACCAUCUCAAAUCUGCAGUAUCGAUCGUCCAAAGCGGCCGUGAGCCUACAGCUCCCCUCUUACAAAGGCAAUAAUAUAAUAGGGCAGGAGACCGUGGGAAAUACGACUCCCCUCGAAGUGCUGGCGCCCAGCUACAUCAAAGCAAUAUUAGACCCCAAGGACGAAGAAUUCGACCGACUCCAGUGCCCGGCACCUACUCCUAAGCGCUACGAUUAUCUUCAAGUUGAUCGUAGAAAUGCGAAAACCGCAGACGGGCAGAUAAAAUACUUCUUUGCGCUCAAUCUGCGACAAUGUAUCGGCAUACUUCCUCGAUUGAUAGGAUCCAUUGUGGAAACUGUGCGAUUUCUCGGGCCCGAAAAUUGCGCUUUGUCGAUUGUGGAGGGAAAUUCGGAUGAUAGGACUUUGGAAGUACUGGAAGCGUUGCGCAAUGACAUGGGAAGCUUGGGACUUGAAUUUCACCUCCAGACUAGCGACAUAGAUCCUAAGAAUGGAGACCGAAUCGAAGCCCUUGCAGGCCUUCGAAACUUAGCCCUCGAGCCACUGGUCAACAAUUCGAGUCAGUAUUCCCAAGAUACAGCGGUGAUUUUUAUCAACGACGUCGGUAUAUGUAUGGAGGAUAUGCUGGAGUUGGUUCACCAACGCGUUUUUCAGAAGGCGGACAUGAUAUGUGCGAUGGACUGGUCGGAUAUAGAUCCAGCGCCCAUCUUCUACGACAUCUGGGUCGCAAGAGCCAUAAAUGGAGACACAUUUUGGGAGAUUCCCCCAGACGGAGGCUGGCGAUUUGCCUCGAACCUCUUUUGGAACCAUCCAACAUCCCGUCUGCGACACGAUCAGCACAAGGCCUUCCAAGUCUUCGCCUGCUGGAACGGCGCCGUAGUCUUCACCGCAAAGCCUAUAAUACAGAACAAGAUACGAUUUAGAGGAUCGAAUCCUGGUGAGUGUUAUUCGGGUGAACCGCGAUUGUUCUGCAAGGACUUGUGGAUGGAGGGGUAUUCGAAGAUUGCGGUAGUGCCGUCGGUUAAUUUGGGUUAUUCGGAUGAGUCUGCUAAGAAGGCUAAGGGGUUGCAUGGGUAUGUUUCUGAGGCGGUGAAAGGAGAGGAUGUUAAUGAUGAGUCGUUGAGGAUUGUGUGGGAUGACAAGCCACCUGAACAGGUCAAGUGUAUGGCUGAUUUUGCGGACCAGUCUUGGGUACCCUGGAAUCAGGGGUUCGAACCUAAGAGUUGA